AAAAAAAAAAAAAAAAAAAAAAAAAGAUAAGGCAGGUUCUUGAAUGUCAUAACCGGUAGGAGGUGCCGUGAACGCCUCCCCAGGUAGCUAAACUCGUAUUUACGGUAAAGCGGACACGACAGCAAACUGUGAAUGUGGGUGUUUUCCGCAUUCCCCAACCGCCUGUGAGCUUCAGGACCGAGCGCACAGCACAGCACAGCACAUACGUUGUUGGACAUUUAUUAGGAGCAGAGCAGGGACACAUCCAUGGGAUAGACGACGGUUCAUGGGAUCCGACCUGGAAGCCGAAGCACACGGUCCAACGUUGGUGUAUGUAGAGUUUUGAGGAUCAUGACCCACUUGAGGUUGACUGAUAAAUAGCCAGGAGCGGACCAACAAAAGACCAGGGGGAUCGAAGUGAAAUCAAACAUGGCAGUCUUCAAGCCUGAAAAUGUGGAAGACUUCUAUGAGAUCGGGGAAGUUCUGGGAAGUGGGCAUUUUGGUCAGGUUCGACAGGUUCGUGAGCGGGCCACUGGGACUUUUUGGGCAGGCAAGUUCCUAAAGAUUCGGAAGAACACGUGCAGCCGUCUGGGCCUGGACAGGAACAGUGUGGAGCGGGAGGUGGAGAUCCUCCAGGCUGUACAACAUCCAAACAUUGUGACUCUCAAAGACCUUUUUGAGAGCCGAGCUGAGGUGGUGCUCAUUCUGGAGCUUGUCAGUGGAGGGGAGUUGUUUGACUUCAUUGCUGAGAAGGAGAACCUGCUGGAGAGUGAGGCCAUUGAGUUCAUGAAGCAGAUCCUGGAGGGACUGGGAUUCAUGCACAGCAAAAACAUUGCCCACUUUGACCUCAAGCCAGAAAAUGUCAUGCUGUCAGAUAAAGUGUCACCACACCCCAACAUCAAACUCAUCGACUUUGGCCUGGCUCACCAUUUUCAUGAGGGGGAGGAGUAUAGGAGCACAAGUGGCACCCCACAGUACAUUGCCCCUGAGGUGAUCAACUGUGAACCUCUGAGCACAGCAGCAGAUAUGUGGAGCAUUGGAGUUAUUACCUACAUACUAUUGAGCGGUUUGUCACCAUUCCAAGGUGAGACUGAUGAAGAGACUCUGAGGAACAUCAUUGCCAUGAACUACGAGUUUGAUGCGCGGUAUUUCAGCAUGACCACCUCCAUGGCCAAAGAUUUCAUCCAGAAACUCUUGGUGAAAAAUCCCAAUGAUAGAAUGACAGCUGAGGAGUGUCUGCUUCAUCCAUGGAUUAAGCCCAUCACGCGCAAACAGGUGGCCAAUAGGAAUCGAUCCUCAAUCAAUAUGAAGAACUUUAAGAAGUUCAACGCAAAAAGGAAAUGGAAGAUGUCCUAUAACAUGGUGUGGAUGUGUAACCGGCUGGUCCACUUGAAAUUGCUGUGUAAAGGGAGCUCAGAUCCAGAUCCACUACAGAGACAAUGUGAAAGCGACGUAGAGGACACAGAAAGCAAGCCUGCCUCUCUGCUGCGUCGCAGACUCAGCAGCAGUUCAUAGAGCUGACCACAGGACGGCAGAAGAGUCCGGGAUGUUCAGCAGAGCAGAGAGGCCCAAACUGGAGGGGAGGAUCCCUGAAGGGAAAUGUUUUCUUUUACACUGUUUUAAGAGAAAUAGACAACUAAAUGUUGUAAAGUGUUACACAGUGUCUCAGAAGUGCCUGAGAUUGUAGUGUUAAAUAAGUGAGCACUGCCUGAUCUGAUGAGCAUUUCUUUAUGAAAGACAUUUAGAAGAUAAAUUGGUGGAAACUUAGGAUGGACUGUCACAGUUGAUACAUGCCUUUAAUGAUGCUUGUUUUGAAGGUUAGAAUGUAUUUGGGUGGUUACUAAUUUGGGGAAACUCUUUGAUUAAACAAUGUGCACAGAAAAGCUUUAGGUAGAACUCUAUUUCCUCUGCAGAAAAUGUCAAACUAAUUUUAAUUUGUCUUCCAUGACUUUUACAAAUGCAAAUACUAGAUCUAUUUUUGUUUUAAAUGUUGUCCUGUGAUGGCUAAUACUGGUAUAGUAUGUACAAUAUAUGUAAACAUAAGGAACUGUAAAAAUAGAAUACAAAACUGUUACACUAAAGUUGUUUAGCUAAAAGGAAAACCAUGGUUACUUAAGUUUUAUUUUCAUAGCCCUGGCCACAAUUUCAACCACUUAUGAUAACAUUGUACUCACCAAGUGAAUAUAACAGAGUGACAUCGCUAAAAGAAGUUUGGGUCAAGAAACUCUCAUUUACUUAUUUAGCAGAGAAAAUGAAAGCGAGUGGUAAAAUCAUUAGCCACAAUGUCUGUUGGAAACAUCCAUCACAGUUUACAGACCCAUUUCCUGCUUUUAUUUCAAUCUGUGUUGUGUGUGUAGUUUCUUUUGCUAUGAUGGAUUAUUAGUAACAUUUCAGGUCUGUUUGAUCUCCAAAUAAAGUGGUUUGUUGGCUUGUUUGCAACCUGUCAUCAAUAACAUGUACCACAGACAAACUCUUGCUUCAGUUUUGACUCACUGUAGUUUUGAGCAAUUUGUUUUCCUGGUGAAUGAGGAAUUGCAGUAAUUGGUGGUUAAUGUGGUUAAACUGUUUGUUUAAAACUUGAUUGUCUGACUGCUCAUGUUUGUUGCCCCAUUGGACCUAUUUUAGCAACGUCGCCAUGUUCCCAGAUCUCAUGAAUUACUUUGGUGAGCACAAUGUUAUCAUAACUAAUAGAACUGAUGGCUGGAGCAAUAAAAAUAAAACCCAAGCUGUAAUAAACUAGACUGUAAAGCAGA
This is a messenger RNA of Siniperca chuatsi (mandarin fish), 2732 nucleotides long. RefSeq names its product death-associated protein kinase 2. The transcript is spliced from 12 exons. Gene Ontology annotation, biological process: positive regulation of apoptotic process; intracellular signal transduction; protein phosphorylation. Gene Ontology annotation, cellular component: nucleus; cytoplasm. The record is from RefSeq and is a predicted model, not a curated record. Lineage: Eukaryota; Metazoa; Chordata; Actinopteri; Centrarchiformes; Sinipercidae. The coding region runs from base 409 to 1494 and encodes 361 amino acids. Gene Ontology annotation, molecular function: protein serine/threonine kinase activity; ATP binding.